Molecule: messenger RNA, 987 nt
Organism: Pogona vitticeps (central bearded dragon)
Lineage: Eukaryota; Metazoa; Chordata; Lepidosauria; Squamata; Agamidae
Source: RefSeq, a predicted model, not a curated record
GCCAUUGGCUGUGGUCUUGGGAUUUAAGCGAUGGGCGGGUUUGUCCGGGAAAGAAGCGGGUGUUGGAGCUUCGGAGCGCGCGGUUGUCAGGAGUGACAGCACACUCUAGGCUCUGGAACACGAUAUCCUCUUUCUCGGCCACCAUGGGAUUAGAAACAAAGCCACUUAUGGUUCCCCACCCCUAUUGGCCUCGAGAUUUGGAGAUCCCACACUACAUCCCAAAUGACCGUCCCAUGUGGCAGAUCUUGGCUUUUCUCUUUUCUGUGUCAGGGGUCCUUUUGAUACUGACAUGGCUAGCAGCAGGAUGGCGGACCAGGACAAUGGCUCCUCUGGGAACAUGGCGCUCCUUGGCUGUCAGCUGGUUUGCUAUCUGUGGCUUCAUUCACGGUGUCAUCGAAGGCUGGUUUAGCCUCUACCACACGGAAAUCCCAGGGGACCAAUCCUUUCUCUCCCAACUCUGGAAGGAGUAUGCCAAAGGAGAUAGCAGAUAUAUCAUAGGGGACAAUUUCACAGUCUGCAUGGAGACAAUCACAGCCUUCGCCUGGGGACCCCUCAGUCUUUGGACUGUUGUGGCAUUUCUUUCAGGCCAACCCCACCGCUUUGUCUUGCAGCUGGUGGUAUCGCUGGGCCAGCUGUAUGGAGAUGUUCUUUAUUUCUACACUGAAUACCGCGAUGGUUUCAGUCAUAGCGAGAUGUGGCACCCGGUCUACUUCUGGUUUUAUUUUGUCUUCAUGAAUUUCCUGUGGAUCAUUAUUCCAUCAGUCCUUAUCUUGGAUGCCUGGAAACAUUUAAGCACCUGCCAAAGGAUUGUGGAUACCACCAAGCUGAAGAAGCGCUAACAAUCGAUGCAGGGGCAUGGCAUAGGCAGAUCUUUCCUAAGUGCCCCACAGGGGAUAGGUUUGCUAGUGCCUUCUCUUGGCUCCCCCCUGCUCCUGCAGGUGCUCUCAAAAAUUCCCUCCCUUGUCUAGCUUUAAAUGGAAAAAAAAA